Messenger RNA from Nannospalax galili (Upper Galilee mountains blind mole rat), 1417 nucleotides. RefSeq names its product ribosome production factor 1 homolog (gene Rpf1). The transcript has 9 exons. Gene Ontology annotation, cellular component: nucleolus; preribosome, large subunit precursor. Gene Ontology annotation, biological process: maturation of LSU-rRNA; maturation of 5.8S rRNA. The coding region runs from base 172 to 1218 and encodes 348 amino acids. Gene Ontology annotation, molecular function: rRNA primary transcript binding. The record is from RefSeq and is a predicted model, not a curated record. NCBI's taxonomy places the organism in Eukaryota, Metazoa, Chordata, Mammalia, Rodentia, Spalacidae.
CCACUGUUUGCACAGUGGGAGUCGCCUACACUUGAUCUAACCCUGAACGUUAUCCCUAGCUUAAAGAGCUAGGAAAACAGCCUUCGUUUUAAAGACCUCCGUGACCCCGGAAGUAAAGGCGGCAGGACCGGGUCAAGAAGAAGGCGUUUCCGUUUCCGUACAGGAGCCAAGAUGGCGAAAGCCGGGGAGAUGAGCGGCGGUGAGAAGAAAACCUCCAAGAGGAAAGCGGGUGCCGAUGAUCGUCAGGAAGCCGCGGCCGCCGAGGAUGGGGCGGCGGACGGCGGGGCGCAGCCCCCGAAAGCCGCCGCCUUCCCGCCGGGCUUCAGCAUCUCAGAGAUUAAGAACAAGCAGCGGCGACACUUGAUGUUCACGCGGUGGAAGCAGCAGCAGCGGAAGGAAAAGUUGGCAGCUAAGAAAAAACUUAAAAAAGAGAGAGAGGCUCUUGGUGAUAAGGCUCCGCCAAAGCCUGUCCCUAAGACCAUUGACAACCAACGAGUCCAUGACGAAACCACAGUAGACCCUAACGAUGAAGAGGUUGCUUAUGAUGAAGCUACAGAUGAAUUUGCUUCUUACUUCAACAGACAAACAUCUCCCAAGAUUCUCAUUACAACAUCAGAUAGGCCUCAUGGGAGAACAGUACGACUCUGCGAGCAGCUUUCUACGGUUAUACCAGACUCGCAUGUGUACUAUAGACGAGGACUGGCUUUGAAGAAAAUUAUUCCACAGUGCAUCGCAAGAGAUUUCACAGAUCUGAUCGUUAUUAAUGAAGAUCGCAAAACGCCAAAUGGACUUAUUUUGAGUCACUUGCCAAAUGGUCCAACUGCUCAUUUUAAAAUGAGCAGUGUUCGUCUUCGUAAAGAAAUUAAGAGAAGAGGCAAAGACCCCACGGGACAUGUACCUGAGAUAAUUCUGAACAAUUUUACAACGCGGCUAGGUCAUUCGAUUGGACGUAUGUUUGCAUCUCUCUUUCCCCAUAAUCCUCAAUUUAUUGGAAGGCAGGUUGCCACAUUCCACAAUCAGAGGGAUUACAUCUUCUUCAGGUUUCACAGAUACAUAUUCAAGAGUGAAAAGAAAGUGGGAAUUCAGGAACUUGGACCACGUUUUACCUUAAAAUUACGAUCUCUUCAGAAAGGAACCUUUGAUUCUAAAUAUGGAGAGUAUGAGUGGGUCCAUAAGCCACGGGAAAUGGAUACAAGUCGAAGAAAAUUCCAUUUGUAAAGUACUUGGGAAUAGUAUCGGAUUUUCCUGGAUGGGCCUAACUUGAAGAACUUGGUAAAUUAUUUGUAACAAAAACACCCUUUUCAAAAUGGAAUUUAUUGAUUUUAUAAAUCUUGUAUUUGAACAGACCACCACAUACCAUGGUUUGCCACUCUUUGUAGCAAACAUAAAUAAAUAUAAUUUUGAUGAGGGUCUAAAA